UAAUAUAUGACUGUAUGUAUGUCAAAGUAACGCAAUAAUCAUCAAAUUAUUUAUUCUCAAAGUUUUGUGAACAGUUUUUACUUUAACCGUGUGUAUGCAAAGCGUUAAAGUAACUGAACGCAUUUUUAUCAAAAAUUAUUUAUUUAGAAAACGUCGUAGAAGAGAGAACGACAACAAAUUGCUAGUAGUUAGACGAUCUUUCGAGAAAAGUGAAAUUUAUAUAGCAAUGCAAGCGAAGGUUAUACUCGGACAAUAACAGAGGGGACAACAUUUAAGCGUCUUUUUAUUGUUGUUUACAAUUAUAUUUUCCUUUAAUGUUUUAACACAUUUAUAUCAUCUGACAUUAUUGAUAUAACCUUACAAAUAACUUGUGAAGGUUAGCGUCUCUGUGAAACGAAGUGGAAGAUAAAUUCAGAUUUCCUAUUGUUCUUCUUUAUAAUUUUUAAUCUUCAAGAUUAUUUUCCAAUAAUAAUUUUAAUUCAAGCUCAUAUUUUGUAUACGUCAUCGCUAUAAAAUUAAACUCGGAACAUAAAAAUUAAAAUUUUUCACUUUGUUAUUCCAAAUGACAAAUGCAAUGGGAGGUACACAUCUGCAUACUCCACCAUCGAUAUUUCAACACAUGAUAAUACAACAAGGUACUUCUCAGCAAGUAGGUUCUUGGACACAAAUGCCCCAAGUAUUACCUUUAUCUAUACCUUGGAGUGUACCAUCGGUACAACAAUCUGAAUUGAUCAGAUUUACCGGUGAACAAAAUGUUACAUCUAACCUACAUCAGAAAAGAAAAUUAGAGACUCCAGAUUUACUUGACAUCAGAAAGACAAAACAAUUAAUAACCGAAGAAAAAAUGGCUGCACAUUUUCAAGAUUUACAUAUCAGUUCUACUUAUCAUUCGCAAGAUCCUGUACCAUCUACAUCAACAGCAAAUACUCCACUUGAAAAAUCCAAUGUAGGGAUGGAUAUGGAAACUGCUAAUGUCGUUGAUACUGAUAAUUUAAAGAGUCCAAGAUUAAUUUUAUCCGAGGAAUUGAAACGAAUACAGCAAGAAUCCAUUCUUCCAUCGACUCUUCUAUCCAAAUUGGAGAGGCCCUCCAUGGCAUUAGUUCUUUGGGAACCACCAAGUAAACAUCUUCGUAUUUUACCUACAAGAGAUACUCCAACGCCAGUUCCAAAUACGUCAGAUGACAAUAAUAAUAACAACAACAACAAUAAUAAUAGCGAUGGUAUACCUGAUUUAAAUCAAACAAGUUCAUUUGAACCAAUGGAAUUAUGAAAAAUAUAUUUAAAUAUUUCUAAAUUUUGAACAAACUAAUGCAUCAGAGCAUAUUUUUAGCUCUGUAAAAAAUUUUAAUUAAGGUUCAUUGUUGAACUUGACUAUAUGCGAUUAAUUGCUCUUGUUUAAAUAAACAAAAGAGUGUAUGUUUAUACAAUAAGAUAAUUUGAGUUUCAACUACAUCGUUGAUUACUUAUUGUGAUAAAAUAAGUGAUGCAGUUACAUGACUAGCAUUAUUUUUUUUUAUCUUUGUCUCUUUGGUUCUUAUUAUCUCAUUUUCUACACACCUUUUAUAAUUACAUAUACACGCGCAUAUUAUGGUUAAUAGUUCAUAUUCAUUUAAGAGUUUUGCAUAAAUUUUUGAAAUGAAAAAAUCGAAGUAUGAUAUGGUCUGUUUCAUCUUAACAAACGCAGUAAACAUAUCUCUUAAUACAUAGUUCCUUUGAAAAUAAAUACCAUUUGUUUGUUCCUUGCUUAUUAAUUAAUUUCCAUGCAAUUACAGAUAUAAUAAAACCAAGUUGAACGUUAGAUAAAAUACGCGAUAGAAUUUUAUGUUAGUCAUUCAUACAUUAUAGAUAUUCAGCUCUAUCAUAUUGUAUUCUUUGUCUUAAUUUUAUUACAUCUAUCAUAUUAUACAAUAUUUUAAUAGUAUUCCUAUAUGCAAAUAUUAGUGAUAAAAUAAAUAAGUUAAAAAAAGUGUGAUCUCUUGAUUCAAAUUUGUUGACUUAAUUUGCCAUACAGGAUAAAUAAAAAGUUGUGUGAGCGUGUGCAAAUAUAUAUAUAUAUAUAUACAAUAUAUAUAUAUAUAUAUAUAUAUAUAAUACAUAUUAGUUAUAUACUAUAAUAAAAGUAUAACGGCGGCUACUUAUAAGAGGAAGUAAAAUAAUGUAAUAGAAUAAAGAAUAUAUCAAUUUAUUUGCA
Molecule: messenger RNA, 2191 nt
Organism: Vespa crabro (European hornet)
Lineage: Eukaryota; Metazoa; Arthropoda; Insecta; Hymenoptera; Vespidae
Product: myb-like protein Q
Exons: 4
Coding region: 563-1270 (235 amino acids)
Source: RefSeq, a predicted model, not a curated record